UACUGUUUAUUUUCCACUCCUCCCUCCUAGGUCAUGCUUUUCAGAAAAAGAGGAUCUGCAUCCUGGAAACCAUAAGAAAAAUAUGAGACGGGGAAGCAUCGUGUGAUGUGUGUGCUGCCUUUGGCCGAGCCUGUGGAGUCCUGUUCAGGUGCUGGGUCCAGUGUGUUGGGUACAGGUGUUGGGUACAGUGGUCGUGGGGCUUGAGGGGAACCUGGUGUUCAGAGCUGUGACUGUGGCUGCACUCAGAGAAGCUGCCCUUGUCUGCUGGUAGCACUGGGCCUUCUCUCCCUGUCAUCAUCCGGAGCAGCCAAUGUCCUGGAGGCAGAAGGUCCUCUCUGAGGUGGAUUCUGGGGACAGGGGAACCCAGGUCCCCAAGGGUUCCUGUUGGAUGCCCCACUCCAGCCUACAUCCAUCCAUCCCACAUCCCCGGGGUCACGGGGCCCGGAAGGCAGCCUUGGUUCUGCUGAGUGUCUGCCUGGUGACUCUUUGGUGGCUAGGAGAGCCACCAGAGGACAUUCUCCAGUUUCUAGUCCUCCACCUAGCCUCCCUGCAGCUGGGACUGCUGUUGAACAGGUUCUGCAGCCUGGCUGAGGAGCUGCGCCAUGUCCACUCCAGGUACCAGGGCAGCUACUGGAGGGCUGUGCGGGCCUGCCUAGGCUGCCCCAUCCGCCUUGGGGCCCAGUUGUUGCUGUCCAGCUAUUUCUACUGCUUCCUCCCAAAUGCGGUUGGCCGGCCCUUCACUUGGACGCUUGCCCUCCUGGGCUUCUCGCAGGCACUGAACGUCCUCCUGGGCCUCAAGGGCCUGGCCCCAGCUGAGAUCUCUGCAGUCUGUGAAAAAGGGAACUUCAAUGUGGCCCAUGGGCUGGCAUGGUCAUAUUACAUCGGGUACCUGCGGCUGAUCCUGCCAGGAUUCCAGGCCCGGAUUCGAACUUACAAUCAGCAUAACAACAAUGUGCUACGGGGUCCAGCAAGCCAGCGGCUGUAUAUCCUCUUCCCGUUGGACUGUGGGGUGCCUGACAACCUGAGCACAGCUGACGCCAACAUUCGCUUCCUGGAUAAACUGCCCCAGCAGACCAUUGACCGUGCUGGCAUCAAGGGGCGGGUUUACACCAACAGCAUCUAUGAGCUUCUGGAGAACGGGCAGCGGGCAGGCGCCUGUGUCCUGGAGUACGCCUCCCCGCUGCAGACUUUGUUUGCCAUGUCACAAUAUGGCCAAGCUGGCUUUAGCCGGGAGGAUCGGCUUGAGCAGGCCAAACUCUUCUGCCGGACACUUGAGGACAUCCUGGCAGAUGCCCCUGAGUCUCAGAACAACUGCCGCCUCAUUGUCUACCAGGAACCUGCAGAUGGAAGCAGCUUCUUGCUGUCCCAGGAGGUUCUCCGGCAUCUGCGGCAGGAGGAAGAGGAGGAAGUUACUGUGGGCAGCUUGAAGACCUCAGAGGUGCCCAUUACCUCCACGAUGUCCCAAGAGCCUGAGCUCCUCAUCAGCGGAAUGGAAAAGCCCCUCCCUCUCCGCUCAGAUCUUUUCUGAGACCCAAGGUCACUCUGCCUGAGCCUCCGGUGGUCUCCAAGGCUCUGGAUUGGGGGCUUUCUUCAGUGGCUGAAUGUCCAGCAGAGCCAUUUCCCCCAACAGGGGCCUUGCAGGGAAAGGCCCAGGACUUGAUGUGUUGAGAGGAGUCCUGUCCCCUUGGGCCAGUUGUUUCCCCUCUCUGAGCCUCGGUGGCUUCAGCCUAUGAAAGGGAUCAUAAUCACUGCCCUUCCUCCCUCACGGUUGUAGUGAGGACUGAGUGUGUCGAAGUUUCUCGUAAGCUCUGGAUUCUAGGUGCUUAAGGCAUGUGCCAGGUGUCUUUCAUUGGGCCUUCCAGACCUACUCCCCACCCUUCUUCCCUUCCUCUGCUCUGGUAUACCAAACUCUCUCGAUGGUACCAACAGGCUCCCUUGCCCUCUGGCUCCUGGUCAUGUUCCAUUAUUGGGGACCCCCAGUGGGAGAAUGGAGGGGAGGAGGCUGAAUUUGGGGUAGUGAAUCCCCCCGCUCCCACCUUGCAGCAUCAAGGUUGCUGUGGGCUCUCCUGCCGGGCAACACUUGCAUAACCAAGACUGUCUCUAGGGUUCUGGAACUGCUUCCUCCCCUGGCCCCUUAAGUCUAGCUGUGUAUGGGCCCCACCCCCACCCCACUAGAGUCCUCCCUCUCACCUUCAGUUUCCUUACACUCCACCCUUUCUCAAUGAUCCCUUUUUAAAGCACGCCUCAGAUUA
Molecule: messenger RNA, 2252 nt
Organism: Sapajus apella (tufted capuchin)
Lineage: Eukaryota; Metazoa; Chordata; Mammalia; Primates; Cebidae
Gene: STING1
Product: stimulator of interferon response cGAMP interactor 1
Exons: 9
Coding region: 311-1528 (405 amino acids)
Biological process (GO): positive regulation of macroautophagy; autophagosome assembly; activation of innate immune response
Cellular component (GO): autophagosome; endoplasmic reticulum membrane
Molecular function (GO): 2',3'-cyclic GMP-AMP binding; cyclic-di-GMP binding
Source: RefSeq, a predicted model, not a curated record